Eurytemora carolleeae is the source of this 11496-nucleotide messenger RNA. It is a transcript of the gene kst, whose product is annotated as spectrin beta chain, non-erythrocytic 1-like. The record is from RefSeq and is a predicted model, not a curated record. Gene Ontology annotation, molecular function: actin filament binding; phospholipid binding. Gene Ontology annotation, cellular component: cell projection; plasma membrane; cortical actin cytoskeleton. Gene Ontology annotation, biological process: actin cytoskeleton organization. NCBI's taxonomy places the organism in Eukaryota, Metazoa, Arthropoda, Copepoda, Calanoida, Temoridae.
AAAUCUCAUUUCUAUUUGUUUUCAGACAUGUUAAAUAUAUAAAAAAAUGGCCACAACAGAAGACGCCAAGGAUUUUGAGAAGGGCCGUAUACGAGCCCUUCAAGAAGAGAGGUUGCAUAUACAAAAGAAAACCUUCACAAAAUGGAUGAACUCAUUUCUACAGAAAGCAAAAAUGGAGGUGGAGGACCUGUUCACGGACCUGGGGGACGGGAGGAAGCUCUUGAAGCUUCUGGAGAUCAUCUCAGGGGAGAAGCUCGGCAAACCAAACCAGGGUAAGAUGAGGGUUCACAGGAUUGAGAAUGUAAACAAGAGUCUUGCCUUCCUUCAUACAAAGGUUCGUCUGGAGAAUAUUGGUGCUGAGGAUAUUGUGGACGGAAACCCCAGGAUGAUUCUGGGUCUCAUCUGGACAAUCAUUCUCAGAUUUCAAAUUCAGGAAAUUGAGAUUAACGUGGAUGAAGAGGAUGAGAGGGAGGGAUCUGUAAAGAAGUCAGCUAAGGAAGCUUUGCUCCUCUGGUGACAACGAAAAUCGCAUAAUUACAAGAAUGUUGAUAUUCAGAACUUCAGUUCAUCCUGGCAAACUGGACUUGGGUUCAAUGCUCUUAUUCAUCAUCAUAGACCAGAUCUUAUCAACUUCAACAGCCUGCGGCCCGAUGAUCAUCUUCAAAACCUCAGUCAUUUUAAAUUUGAAGUAUAGACGAAGAACAUCCCUAAAAGUCUGAUUAAAUUUGUGCUAAUCUUGUUCAGACCUGAUGAGAAAUCUGUGAUUACUUAUGUUGCCUCGUACUACCAUACCUUCUCCAAGAUGAAGGCUGGAGCCACGGGAGGGAAGAGAAUUGGGAAUAUAAUUUCCAAGAUCCGAGAUAUUGAGUCCCAGCAAAACAGGUUUGAGACGUAUAGUACUGAGCUGUUGGUCUGGAUCAGGGGAAAGAUUGGGGAAAUCAGGAAAAGGGAUUUCCCCAACUCUCUGGACGGUAUUCAGAUGUACUUCAAGAAAUUCAAGGACUACCGAAUGAUUGAGAAGCCCCCAAAGUACCAGGAGAAGGUUGAGGUUGAAGCAAACUAUUUUGAUAUUCAGAUCAAACUUCAACAGCUUCGGCAACCUCCUUAUGUUGCCCCUGAAGGUCAGCGUCCGCAUGAUAUAGAGCAGGCGUGGCAGGAACUUGAGAAGCAGGAGUACCUGAGGGAGGUCGCAUUGAAGGAGGAGCUCCUGAGGCAGGAGAGGUUGGAACAACUGGCUUACAAGUUCGAGAGGAAAUCUGUUCUCAGAGAGGGAUAUCUUAACGAGAUGAUCCAGGUUCUCUCUGACCCCCGGUACGGAUCCAACCUGAACCAAGUCCUGGCCUCGGUUAAGAAGCACGAGGCUAUCUCUGCUGACAUCUUGUCCCGGAAGGAUAGGUUCCUGGACCUCAAGAGCAUGUGUGUCCAGCUUGAGAAGGAGAACUACCACGCCAAGGAGGAAAUCACAGCCAGGGAGAAGCAGAUUAUGGAAAGGUGGCAAGAACUGCUAGAUCUGCUCAAGGUCCAUAAGGAUAAGCUGGAGAGAAGUAAUGCUGUGAUUAACCUGGAGAGAGAGAUUGAUACCCUAACCUUAACUAUCCAGCUUCUCCAGGCUGAAAUGAGUUCUGAUGCUGGAGUUCUUCACCUUCUUGAUGUACAGGAGAAACUACAGAAGUUUACUCUGCAGGAGUCCCAGGUGAACGCUAUGGCUGAGACUAUUAGAAAAGUCCAGAAGCAAGGUAAACUUCUGGACUCUACUCCGGAUACUCCAGGAUCCACCCCAGUCCGUCCUAUACAGAAUAAACUCCAGGAGUUGGAUACCAACUACAAAAACCUUCUGGAGAUGUCCAGAAAGAGACAGGGCUACUUGGAGGACUGUCACGCCUUCUACCAGCUGGUGCAGGAUCUGGAGGAGGAGGGACAAUGGGUUGAUGAAAAACUAUCUGUCUGUACUGCAACCAUUCAAGCCAAAGAUCUGCGUGCCCUGACCAGUCUUCAACAGAAGCAUAAAGGACUCCUUGAUGAGAUGGAAAGAAGAUAUUCCAGGUUUACAACUGGACCAAUGAGCAGUGCUGAAGAGAUGAUUGCUGCCGGGCAUCCUGAUCAUCAGCAACUUCAGCAGCGUUGUCAAGCAACUGCAGCUAAGUGGAAAGCUCUUCAGACAGAAGCUGCAAAGAGACGUGCUACUCUGGAUUCCAGUACUGAAGCCUAUGUUUUCUUCUCAGAUUGUAAUGAAACUGACAGCGUAAUUAAGGAGUGUACGACUAUCGCCAAAUCUAAGGAUUUUGGUCAGGACAAGCUGACCGCUCUCUCUCUUCUUCAGAGACACAGGCAGCUUAAUGAUAAAAUACAGAGUAUUGCUGUUGAUGUAAGACGGGUUGAAGAGAACGGAGCUAAGCUCAAGAACUCCCAGAUCAGUGAGGAGGCUCUGUAUAUAUCUGCAGACCCUAGCAAGCAGCAGACUAGUCCGGAGAAGAUGGUUCCUGUAGAGGUCUGGGAGGAUGAACCCUUCGAGAGAACAGAAAUACAGAAGGUUAUCGAGGACAGGAAGGUUCCUCAGGUGAAAGCUCUAUACCCGUAUACCGGACAUGGUAUUGAUGUAAAGAAGGGGGAGACCAUGUUCCUCUUGGAUAAAACUAACGCGGACUGGUGGAAUAUCAGAAAAGCUAAUGGAGAGAAUGGAUUUGUUCCAGCUAACUAUGUCAAGGAAGUAGAACCCAAGGUAGUAGCUGUUGAAGUGAAGAAAGCUGUGGUUGUCAAGGAUACAAGGAAGGUCAAGAAAGUUCAAUAUGUCAAGGAGGCCGGUCAGUCAAAUGCACAGAAAUCAGGGAAGGAGAUCAUUAAUGAACGGCAGAAGGCGAUUGUUGACAGCUAUUCAGUUCUGCAAAACCUUAGUAAAGAGCGUCAGCUUGUUCUGCAGUACAAAAACUCUAAAUUUUAUUGUGAUUCAUCUAGCGUUGAGAUUUCUAACUUAAGAACUGUCUCCAGGUUGGCGAGUAUAGAUAUAGCGUGCCGUGAGCUGGAGAUAAUAUUCCCGGAUCUUAAGAACGACAUUGUUAGCAAGCAAAAAGAAACACACAGAACCUAUGACGGGCUUGUCAAGCUGAAGGAAGAACAGGAGAAGAACCUGGAAGGAUCUAUUGUUAUUGAUGUAUGUGACUGGAUAACUGAGAAAUCUGAGAAGCUAGAACUGGAUGAUCUGGCUAAAGAUUUAACCACUGUUAAAGCUCUUCAGAGGAAACAUAAAGGAAUUGAGCGGGAACUCGCCCCAAUCAAAGAUAAGGUUGGUCAGGUGACUCAGCUGGGACGAGAUGUUCUUCUCUCCUUUCCAGAUGAGAGGGAGAAUAUUGAGGAGAGAACAAGUCAAGUACAGGCUAAAUGGGAGAUGUUGGAAAGCCGGGCAGCUGAGAGAUCUCGACGCCUGGAGGAUGCUGUGGGUAACCAGCUGUUCAACAAUGGGGUUAAGCAGAUCCUCGCCUGGGUGGACAACACCAAGUCCAACCUGAACACCAACGAGAACGUUAGAGAUGUGCAGACUGCUGAGGAGUUGUUGAACCAGCAUGCGGAGAUAGGAGAUGAUAUUCGGGCUAACCAGGAACCAAAUUUAAUCAAUACAAAGAAUUACUUGCACCGUUGCAUAUAUUUUCUUCCAGUGUUAAAAUUUUGCAUAUUGAACCACUUGUGUACUGGUUGGUUGAGACAAGUCCGAGAUCUUCAACUUUUUAAUCGAGAAGCUGAUCAUAUAGAAGCUGCCACCUCGGCUCAAGAGGAAAGAAUGAAAGGAUUUAUGGAAACUGCACAACGUCUUCUGGAUGCAGGUCAUCCUGAUUCAGCCAGCAUACAGGUAGAGACCCAGGUGCAGGAGAUGAAGGACUUCAUCUCCGACAAGAAGAGGUUGGUCAGAGAAGACUCAUUUAAGGACGGUAUUGGCAACCUUAAAGCCAAAACUAAAAAGCAAGAAGUUCUGGAAGGAGAAAUUAAAGCUAACUCAGGACAACUGAAGGUACUAAAUAGAACAGGACAGCAGAUGGUGAACAGGAACCAUUACAAGAAGGAGCAGAUCUCUUCAGACCUUGACUCCGUCAACAAGAGCUGGGAGGAGUUGGUAGAGGCGGUGAGAGAUCAAGGAAACAGGCUGGGACAGGCCAAGGCCCAAAAGGAUUACAACAUGGUUACCUCAGACAUGCGCACCAAGCUCGAGGACAUCAACAACAUGAUCAAGAGCGAGGAUGUUGGAGAGGACAAGCGUUAUUGCAAGACCUUGCUUUCCCAGCACCUGGCUGCUGAGCAGGAGCUUGAUCAAGUUGAGGCAAAGGUUAAUGGACUGAACAACCUUGCUCAGGAGCUAGCUGAAGGUCAUUUUGACGGUCCCAACAUUGUUCGCACAUGUGCUGAACUUUCAAGUGCAGUUGCCAACCUCAAAUCACCUGCAAAAGCCAGGCGAGAGGCACUCAAUCAAUCAAUGAAGUUCCAUGAAUUCAACUUUGACCUCAGUCGAGAGUUGGAAUGGAUUGCUGAGAAGAAGACGAUCCUAGCAUCUAGUCCUGAAAUCCAGGGACUUCAGCAUGCCCAGAGUGCAGUUAAGAAGCAUAAGAAGCUUGAAGAGGAGAUCAACAACCAUUGUGUUGUCAUUGAUAAAGUUGUGGAGAGUGGACAAACUCUGCUGGAUGGUCCAGCAUUCCCGUCCUCUAAGGAGGUGAUUGCUAACACCAGGAGGCUGCAAGAGGCCUGGAAGGAGUUGCAGGAAGGAGCACAGAAAAAGAAGGAUCAACUUCAAGUUGCACUUAAAGCCCAACAGUUUUUCUUUGAGGUUGCUGAGAUCGAGACUUGGAUGGGUGAGAAGGCUCAAACCCUUAAAUCUUCAGAGUAUGGGAAGGAUGAGGACAGUGCUGUUAAGUUGCUGACAAAGCAUAAAGGUCUAGAACUUGAGAUAGAUACGUACAGUGGAAUUAUUCAGGAGAUUAGUAACUCAGCGGCUCAGCUUCUUACCUCAGGACACCCAGAAUCUAAACUUCAUGGAUACACUUGGGUGGUAAGGAGCAUAGCCUCGAUAACUUCAAAGAUUGCUAAUUUCAGAGAGGUUAAAGAGUACAUUAAGCAGCAGAUGAACACUGCCAAGUCCCAGGAUCUAGGUCAAGAUUAUGAACAUCUGGAGAUUCUUCUGGCAAGGUUCCAGGAGUUUAAACUUCGAGUUCAGUCUGGAGAAGAGAAGUUUAGAGGCUGUGAGAGUUUAGCACGGAGGUUGGAGAACUUACAGACAACUGUUGAUGUCAAGGGAAUACAGACAGAUCUCUCUGAGAGCUGGUAUGAACUGAUCCAGGCUAUUGAACAGCGGGAUGAGAAACUAGAGUCGGCAGGGGAGAUUCAUAGGUUUAACCGAGAUAUAGGAGAAGCACUCUCAAGGAUUCAAGAAAAAAGUGCGAUUCUUCAAACACAGGAUCUUGGAAGAGAUACUAAGAGUGUCCAGAGUCUAAUCCGUAAACACGAAGGUUUCGAAAAUGAUCUUGUUGCUCUCGAAGCUCAACUUCAGGUCAUCGUAGAUGAUGCCGCUGCAUUGCAAACUAAAUAUCCCGGAGAAAAUGCCGCGCAUAUUAAACAACAACAGAGCAAUAUGCUUGCAGCAUGGACUGAGCUACAGAAGAAAGCUGCUGCAAGAAAAGUGGCGCUACUGUCAAGCAAUGACUAUUUCACGUUUAUGGGAAUGUCACGCGACCUGCUGGCCUGGUCAAGCAGUCUCCGUCGGUCCCUGAUUACAGAAGAGAAGGUGUCAGAUGCUGCUUCUGCCCAGAUGCUGAAGGCAGAGCAUGAUGAUCUAAAGGCAGAAAUAGAAACUAGAGAGAAAACUUUUAGUGAGGUAGUUGCACUUGGUGAAACUAUGGUAGAACAUCAGCACAGAGCUUCUCCUGAAGUUCAAGAUAAGAUAACAGCUGUUCUUGCAGAGAGACAGAAGCUUCAUACCGCCUGGCAACAUAAAAAGGUCUAUUUAGACCAGCUAAUUGAUAUCCAUUUCUAUCUGAGAGAUGCUAAACAAAUACUCUCAACAUCAACUUCACAGGAGAUGGCUCUGUCAAACACUGAUUGUGGAACAACGGUAGAGGAGGUGGAGGCUCAUCUCAAAACUCAUGAAGCUUUUCAAAACCUUGUAGCACAGCAGGAAGAGAAGGUGUCCAGCCUGAAAGAACAUGCUGAGAAACUUGUAAGACAGAAACACUUUGAUACGGCAACCAUUCAGGGAACCCAAUACAUACUCUUUAAAAAUGAGACUGGUGAGGAGAUGGGCUGGAUAGAGGAGAAGAAGCGUAAACUAGAAUCCAACAAUAAAACUGCAGAUGAAUCCAACCUUACGGAAAAGAUUAAACUCCUUCAAAAGCAUCAAGCCUUACAGGCUGAGAUAGAGCGUCACAAGCCACAGAUUACGGAGGUGUGUACGAAGGGAAACCGUUUGGUUCAGAAGCGUCACGAAAACUCCCCGUCUAUCAACCAGAAUCUGAAUCAGCUGUCUAAAUGCUGGGAGGAACUCGCUGCAGUCAAACCUGUUUCACAUUCAGGAUUGGAUGAGGCCCGAGGUAUUCUUGAGUUUAGAAAUGAAGUUGGAAAAAUAGAGUCCUGGAUCCGAGACAAGGAACUACUGGUUUCUCAAGGUGACCUGGGGAAAGACUUUGAGCAUUGUCUUGAACUACAGAAGAAGCUUGAUGAUGUAGAUGGAGAUAUGAGGGUUGAUGAGUCCAGGAUAUCAGAGAUAUUUGGUAUGGCUGAUCGGUUAGCGGCUGAAGCAGGAACUGAGGCCGGGGGAGUCCUUGAGAAGCGUUCAGAGAUUCAAAACAAAUGGAAGAACCUUCAGGGGUCUAUCCAAACUUACAGAGAACAUUUGUCCAUUGCAGGAAACAUUCAUGCUUUCCAGAGAGACACUGAUGAGACCCUGGCUAGAAUCAAGGAGAAGUUGGUUCUGGUGGACAUGGAGGAUCAAGGGAAGGAUCUCAAGGAUGUUCAAGAAUUGAUCAAGAGAACCGAAUCAGUGGUAGAGUACAUGACAGGACUGGAGAAGAGGAUCAAGGAUCAUGAAGUUGUGAGUAAGCAGCUGAUCACCAAGUAUCCUGACAUGACCAACAGUGUAGCAGAGAAGAUGGAGAAUCUAAAUGCUGCUUGGCAGAAAACAAACCAGAGGAUUGUGGAGCGUGAAGCAGAACUUGGCAACUCCCAACAGUUUCACCAGUUUGUUCAUGAUUGCAAGGAGCAUCAAACAUGGCUUCUAAACAUGGACACAAAGUUGAAGGCUGUAGGUGUUCCUUCCUCCGCGUCUGAGGCAGAUGCUUUCCUUUCCCUGCAUCAAGAGCGUAAGUCUGAGCUCUCAGCCAGGAAAGAGAUGCUAGAGAUGCUAAGGAAACAUGGAGAAAACCUGCUUGAAGAGAAGCACUCAGAGUCUGAGAAGAUCCAAUCAGAAAUGGAGAAAACUCUGGAGAUUCAGGAGAAUGUUGCCCAAAGCUGGGACAGAACCAAAGUAUUGCUUCUGCAAGGAAAUCAAUUGCAUGCAUUUAAACUCCAGCACCAACGUGCCCUUGGAUGGUUGGAAGAGAAAGAAGCUGUUCUUAACAAUGAUGAUCUUGGGGAUAGUCUUGCUGCUGUAGAAGCUCUCACCCGAAAGCAUGAAGGCUUUAUCACUACAUUGAACAAACAGGCUGAGGUGAUUGAAGAUCUUGAAAGGAAGGGAGGAGAACUUGUUUCUGAAGACCAUUAUGAUGCUGACAAAGUUAAGGAGUUGUUGGAGAAUAUUAGAACAAGAUUGGAAUAUAUCAAAGAGAAGGGAGAGACGAGAAUGAAGAAGCUGAACGCUUCUCGUCAGCUCCAGCAGUUCUUGCGUAAAGUGUUUGAUAUCAAGACUUGGGUGAAGGAGAAGGUUCAGGUUGCCCUAGAUGAGUCCUACCUAGAUCUUAGCAACCUUGUUAACAAGAUCCAGAAGCAUUCCAGCUUUGAGGCAGAGAUUGCCGCAAACAAACCUCGCUUGGCCUCCAUCAAAACUGAAGGCCAGGCUCUGUGUCAGGAAUCCCAUUUUGCCAGUAUUGAGAUCGCCUCUCAGCUUGAAGACCUACAGAGUGAAUGGACCCAUCUUAUAGAGACUUCCAGUCUUAAGAAGACCAGACUUCAUGAGGCCAACUCAGCUCUCAUCUUUCUUCAUAGCAUUGAUGAGUUUGAGGUUUGGUUGGAGGAAGUUGAAACUGGUCUUGAGUCUGAAGAUCAUGGCAAGGACAUGAACUCAGUGUCGAAACUUCUCAAGAAGUUGUCAACCAUAGAGGGUGAGGUGUUGAAGCGUAAAGACACACUUCAGGCUCUGGAACAGCAAUGUGAAAAGUUUGGAGCAAACAAGCAUUUCAUGAUUACCGAACUUGAAUCCAAGUUCGCCGGGGUCCAGUCCCGGUAUGAACUUCUCCAGGAGCCCCUGCAAAUCCGACGGGAGAACCUUGAGGACUCUUCUCUUCUCCAUCAGUUUAACCGUGAGGUUUCCGAUGAAACAUUCUGGCUGGAAGAAAAGCUUCCACUUGCUGCCUCAACCCAUCUUGGAAAUAGUCUGACAGAGGUUCAGACCCUUCAACAGAAACAUCAAGUGCUGGAGUCUGAGAUACAAAGUCAUGAGAAGGUGAUCAACCUUUUAGUCACCAAGGCAGACCAGAUGAUAAGGUCAAACCAUUUUGCGUCCGAUGACAUCAAGGAGACCUGUGAGCAUCUGAAGGAGGGAUACAGUCAGCUCAAGGACCUCAGCUCACUUAGAAAGCUCAGGCUCACAGAUGCAGUUGAGUCUCAACAGUUCUUCUUCAAACUAUACGAGGUGGUAGAAUGGAUUAAAGAGAAGGAGCCCAUUCUUAAGGUCAAGGACAUAAAGAACGACGAGGACAGUGUCCUCAUCUACCUCAAGAAGAUCAACGACAUCCUUGCCGAGAUGGAGGGAUACAAUAAGAAGAUCGAGACGAUCAAAGCAAUGAGUGAGAAGAUGAUCGAAAGAUCUCACUUUGACAGUGCUAACAUCCAAACCAAAAUGGCGGAUCUCACAGAUUUCCAUGUUAACUUUAAGGCUGUUCUCCUGGAGCAGAAGAGAAGUCUGGUAGAUCAGAAAGCAGUUCUAGAGUUUAUUCAUGAAACAGAGGAAGCAACUGAGUGGAUAGAUUCACAGAUGAUGGUUUCUGCCUCCGAGGACUAUGGGAAGGAUGUCAGUCAUGUCGAGAUCCUCAUCAAGAGCUUCGACACCUUCCUUCAGAGCGUUCAGGAGUUUGAGAUCAAGAUCAACAGGGUGGUGGCCUUAGGACAAGGAUUGCUGGAUGAGGAGAAUACACACAGUGAGCUGGUGCAGAGCCGGUUAACCGAGCUGACCCAGCUCUGGGAGGAUCUUAAGGAACUAUCUGCUGCUAGACAUGAAGCUCUUAAUGGAGCUAAACAGGUUCAUGUGUUUGACAAGAAUGCUGAUGAGACAAUGUCCUGGAUAGGAGAGAAGGAGGCUGAGAUGAGUACAGAAGAGCUGGGACAAGAUCUGGAGAGUAUUCAGAGCUUGCUGGAGAGACAACAAGGGUUUCAUAGAGAUCUUGAUGCUAUCAAGGAGCAAGUAGCUGAGGUAGAGAAGGAAGCAGGUGUACUCAGUGAACUAUUUACCAAGCAGGAAGGACGGUUGAAGCAGAAUCAACAGAUCCAGAGAUACUUUGACGAUUACCGUGAACUCAUGGCCUGGAGUAGCGAGGUCAUCGCUAAAAUUACCUCCCCUGACCUGGCCUCUGACCUCUCGGGGGCCGAGACUUUGAUCUCCCGGCACAAGGAGAUCAGGAGGGAGAUGGACAGCAGGCUGGAGGCCUUCAACAAGUUCGAGAGGAGUGGGAAGGAGUUGGUACAGGAGGGACACUUCAUGGCUGCAGAGAUAUUAGAGAAAAUAUCAGUUCUUAACUCGAGAAAAGAGAAGAUGUAUGAAGGGUGGCAACUACGUGAGGAGCUGUAUAUCCAGCAUCUAGAUUAUCUAUCCUGGUGUAAAGAAACUGAUGCCAUAGAAAGCUGGAUCUCUUCAAGGGAACCAACAGUCAAGGACGUGAACCUCGGUGGUAACAUUGACGAGGUGGAGGAACUGUUGAAGAAGCAGAGGGACUUUGAGGGAGCCAUCAUAGCCCAGGAGGACAAGCUCCAGGGCGUGCACAGGAUCACCCUCAUCGAGAAGAAUUUCGCCGCCCUCCGAGAACGUGAGGAGGCCGCCCGGCGCCAAGAGGUCAUCCAAAAGGAGCAGGAGAGGUUGGACAACAUCAAGAAGAAGGAGCUGACCAGGAUAACUAAUGAGAGGAGGAGGGAGAACGAGCGCCGAAGAACCCAAGAGAUAAAGUUUAACAGGGAGGACUUCGAUGCUAUGCGUGCUGUUGGGAACGGUAAGAGCUCUGAGGGUAGCUCUACUGUUUCUCCGGCCAAUGAGGAAGUUUAUGCUUUCAACAAACGAGGAGAAAGUAUGAGGGUGGGAGUGGAUCCUAAGAAAGCUAAAAGAACUCCCAGUUUUACAACAAGAAGAAGAACACAGAGCUUUAGAAGACACACGAAAAAUCUAGCCUCUGUCGAGAAUCUGCCUCCUGUAGAGGUUGAUGGCUUUCUGGACAGGAAACAGGAACUUCAAGCAGGAGGGAAGAGAGCUACUAUGAGGUCCUGGAAGAAUUAUUACACUGUGCUCUGUGGCCAGCUGAUGUGUUUCUUCAGAGACCAAGAGGAUUUUUUCCAGUCCAAGGCGGGUUCCAGUCCCGUCACCAUCUACCAGGCCGGAAUAGAGGCUGCCAAUGAUUAUACUAAGAAAGCGUUUGUAUUCCGAGUCCACGCUACGGAUGGGUCUGAAUAUCUGUUCUCUGCUGAGUCCCAGGAGGAGCAGGAGGAGUGGGUCAAGAAACUCAAGUUCCACGCCUCCCUCUCACCGGCCAAACAGCUGACAAGUUAUAAAAGUGUUGAGGAGGUACAGGGGGAACCGGUUUAUGCCAACCUGGCCAGUUCUCCGCCGCUUCCCGUCUCAAUACCACCACCGGCGGGGUCCAGAGAGUCCGGCUUCGGAGUUGCGGGCACCCGGGAUAUACUUAACAAGAAACCUGGUUCCAGGGAACCUAUCUCUGUUGUUGAUGGAAGAACUUCUAUCCCAGAAUUUGGUCCUCCUCCAGUCUAUGCUAAUGUAGAUAAACUCCGUCCAGAAAGAUCCUCUACCCUCCCUGUACACUCCCGGAGCUCUGGAGGAGAUCAAGAUUCAGAUACCCUCUCUGUAACCUCUAGCAAGGAGAAGAAGAGUAGUGUUCUUGGACGAUUUCUAGGCAGAAAAAAUCCCAAAUAGUAUCGCUAGAUGUCGCCCUAACCCAUUACGUACGGCAUUGUAACUGCACACUGUACAGAUAUAUAUUCUUAAUAUGUAAUACUCCAAGCAUUUUACCAGUGCUUGUAAAUAUUUUAUAGUUCCAGGAUAUUUUAUUUCAUGUACAUUGUACAUCCUAAUUUUUUAUAUGAAAAUAUAAU